Molecule: messenger RNA, 1663 nt
Organism: Danio rerio (zebrafish)
Lineage: Eukaryota; Metazoa; Chordata; Actinopteri; Cypriniformes; Danionidae
Gene: txnl1
Product: thioredoxin-like 1
Biological process (GO): cell redox homeostasis
Cellular component (GO): cytoplasm
Source: RefSeq, marked validated
GUCAGUUUCGUAUCCUCCGUCAUCACUACACAGGAAGCGUGUUCCGGUAAAAGCGUCGUGCCGCGCCGAAUGCUCGGUGAUUUUGCUCGAUUUGUCCGGUUAGCGGUGAUUGAUUAAUCGCGGUGAUCAGCGGCUCGUUCCCGGUGUGCUGGAGUCAUGGUCGGGGUCAAGGUGAUCGGGAAUGACUCGGAUUUCCAGGCGGAGCUCAGCGGAGCGGGUUCCAGACUGACCGUGGUGAAGUUCACCAUGAGCGGAUGUCGUCCUUGUGUCAGAAUAGCUCCAGCGUUCAACAUGUUGAGCAACAAAUAUCCUCAGGUUGUGUUUCUGGAAGUCGAUGUCCACGUCUGUCAGGCAACAGCUGCCGCCAAUAAUAUCUCAGCAACACCGACGUUCCUGUUUUUCCGAAAUAAAGUGCGUGUGGACCAGUAUCAGGGCGCAGACGCUUCCGGACUAGAGGAGAAAAUCAAACAGCACGUGGAGAACGAUCCAGGCAGCAACGAAGACUCCGAUAUUCCUAAAGGAUACAUGGAUCUGAUGCCGUUCGUGAAUAAAGCAGGUUGUGAGUGUCUGAAUGAGAGCGACGACUGUGGAUUCGACAGCUGCUUAAUCAAAGACUCCACUUACCUGGAGUCAGACUGUGAUGAACAGCUUCUGAUCACAAUGGCCUUCAAUCAACCUGUCAAACUCUUCUCCAUGAAACUGCUGUCUGCUGAUUUUGCUCAAGCUCCAAAGAGUGUGAAGAUCUUCAUUAAUCUUCCUCGUUCGAUGGGUUUCGAUGACGCGGAGAGAAGUGAAGCCACACAGACUCUGGAUCUGUCAGAGGAGGAUUAUAAAGACGACGGCCUCAUCCCGCUCCGAUACGUCAAGUUUCAGAACGUCAACAGCGUGACUUUAUUUAUCAAGUCAAACCAGGGAGACGAGGAGACGACAAAAAUCAACUAUUUGACGUUUAUCGGGACUCCAGUGCAGGCCACGAACAUGAACGACUUCAAACGGGUUGUGGGUAAGAAAGGAGAAAGUCACUGAAGAGGAAAAGACGAGUUCGACAUGUUGCUGAAUCUCUCCACGGGCAUCUCUCUCUGCCAACAUGACUGGGCAAACAAACACACACACUCUCAUAUAUACUCUUGCUCACACACACACACACACUCACUCAUAUACACACAUACGUAAUCUCUUACUCACACACACAAACGCACUCAUACACUUGCACACACACUGAUAUAAACUCUCUCUGACAUACAUAGACAUAAAUGUAUACUGACACACACACAUAGUGACAUACAUGUGCGCGCACACAUUCUUUUAAAUGUACACACACAUACAUUGUUUCACACACUCAAACUAACUCAGAGGCAUAUGCUCUCUCACAAAACACUUAAACACACACAUAUUCUGCACCCCCUCCACACACACACACACACACACACACACACACUUACACUUACAGACAUACACACUCAAAUUAGACACACACAUAGUCAAACUAACUAUCUCAGACACACACACACACAGGCGGCUCCGUCAUCAGAGAGAGAGAGAGAGAGAGAGAGAGAGAGAGAGAGAGAGAGAGACAGCUUUGUCUCAAUGAGGCGGUGAUCAUCAAUUGUUUUUAUCUCAAACCUGAAAAUGUUCCUGUAAAUAAAGUCGAUCCUUUUUCAAA